Molecule: messenger RNA, 1380 nt
Organism: Tilletiaria anomala UBC 951
Lineage: Eukaryota; Fungi; Basidiomycota; Exobasidiomycetes; Georgefischeriales; Tilletiariaceae
Exons: 3
Coding region: 349-1293 (314 amino acids)
Source: RefSeq, a predicted model, not a curated record
GACGCAUCAGCUGGCUUGGAAGAAGCGAAGGACGACGGUGCUCGUGAUGAACCGCUUACGAUCGCCAAAAAAUUCCGAAAGCCGCCGUUCCGCCGGGGGAGAACACAUCUCCUCGUCGUCAUGAAGGCAUGACGCUGCGGCCUCUUGCAGACUGCCUACUGCCUGUGCAGCUGAUGCUGAUAAGAAGGACCCUCGCUUUCUGGAGUGUAUGUGGGCUGCUUGGGAUUCCUUCCUCGCAAGCAUCAAGGCUGCACCCACAGCGAGUGUGCUAGUCAGCGACCACGUCGAUAGGCAAAGCGCUGGAGCUGGACCCGCCGUAUCUGACUCAGCAUUCGGAGGGUAGGGGCGAUGGCUUCCAUCGCUGUUGCAGCCGGCGACGAUGCCACGCCGUUCUUGAUCCGCGUGUAUGUCAAGCUGGGGGCUCCAUGGCGGGAUCUGUCGUCGAUGCAGCCCGGUGGUCGGCCUUUGGAGGAUGAGUUCAAGCUCUAUGUCUGGUCGACGACGUCUCUCAGAACCAUCUGCGCUCAAUUACACGCUGCCAGCCCGCUAUCCCAACCCUUCUCUCGGCAUUCCUUUCGAGUCGUAUAUUGGGACUACAAGGCCAACGAGGCUAGAGCGCGAGACUACUUCCACGACAUCACUCGCGUUUCGCGCUCAACCUUGACAACGCUGCUUGGUGAAGAAAAUGCAAGAGAGAUGCUGCCCAAAUACUUGCAGCGCAGAGACAAGGGAAAGAUGCGCGAGGCAGAUCAGUAUCAAGAAGUCAACGAAGCAGCGGACGACGAAGCAGGGAAGCGCAACGCACUUAAGACCGUUGGAGACUUGCGCCUCAGAGAAGGUGCAGUCCUUGACUGUGUCAUCCAUGCUCCAGCAAUCUCAUCAGUCGCUUUUCGGGGGCCAGCGCCGCCCCAGGAUGCCUACCCCGGUCCUUCGAGCGUUGGGCUUGUAGUACGCGGGCGAUUCGCGCAGAGUUCAGCAAUGGGUCCCAUGCGGAUGGCAGACGCGCGGAUGAGCUCGGGAGCUCGGGAGCUGAAAAGAAGCCUUGGGCCUGAUCAGCACCCUUGGGGCCGCGGUGGAGAUCCGAACCUAGGCGUCCAAGAGCGUGAACGUCUACAUUCGAGGAUGCAUGAAAGCAGGCGAGAAACGUCACGUCUGCCCCGAAAUGUAGGUGCCUACAGGAUGAGAGAUAGUGCAUGUACCAAGUCGCGCAGUCGAAGCCCACCACGGCGAUUAGAAUCUCCAACACGUGCACAAGCCGACACGGGCGCGAAGCAAUCAGGUUGGAGUCCCUGAUGCUCUCUGCGUGCCUGCUUACUCGGAUAUAUUGUAUUCUUUUGCCAGUGCAUAUAUAUACUCAAGCCGGCAGCUGCCAGGCUCCAU